ACGACGACGACGCCAGCAGAAGAGGCCACAACACAUCAGCAUCUGAGCAGAAGGAGGAGGAGAAGGACCCUGGGAGCCACACCAGUUAUCCACAUCCACAUCCACGCACCGAAGGACACACACACAGCAGGAAGAGACACACCGAGGCCUAGCCAUGGGCAGUGGACACUAUUUCUGGGCGAUUUUCUACUUUGCCAGCCUCUGCAGUGCUUCACUAGCAAAUAAUGCCAAAAUAAAUUUCCGAGAAAAGGAGAAAAAAGUCUUAGAUCAAAUUUUAGGUGCAGGCAAAUAUGACGCACGUAUACGACCAUCCGGAAUCAAUGGCACAGAUGGUCCCGCCGUUGUGCGCGUCAACAUAUUCGUACGAAGUAUAUCGAAAAUCGAUGAUGUGACUAUGGAGUACAGUGUGCAGUUAACAUUCCGAGAGCAAUGGACGGAUGAGCGUCUGAAGUUCGACGAUAUCCAGGGUCGGCUCAAAUACCUCACACUGACGGAGGCGAACCGAGUCUGGAUGCCGGAUCUUUUCUUCUCAAACGAGAAGGAGGGACAUUUUCACAACAUAAUCAUGCCCAAUGUGUAUAUACGCAUCUUUCCCAACGGUUCAGUUCUGUACAGUAUACGUAUCUCGCUGACAUUGGCUUGUCCAAUGAAUCUCAAACUAUAUCCAUUGGAUAGACAAAUAUGUUCAUUGAGAAUGGCCAGUUAUGGCUGGACCACAAAUGAUUUGGUGUUCCUUUGGAAGGAAGGUGAUCCGGUGCAGGUCGUUAAGAAUUUACACCUACCUCGCUUCACUUUGGAGAAGUUUUUGACUGAUUACUGUAACAGUAAAACCAACACGGGUGAAUACAGUUGCCUCAAAGUCGAUCUACUAUUCAAGCGAGAAUUCUCAUAUUACUUAAUACAAAUUUAUAUACCAUGCUGUAUGUUGGUCAUUGUAUCAUGGGUAUCAUUUUGGCUGGAUCAAGGCGCAGUGCCAGCGCGUGUGUCAUUGGGUGUCACCACUCUAUUGACCAUGGCAACACAAACAUCGGGCAUUAAUGCAUCACUGCCACCAGUAUCCUAUACGAAGGCGAUUGACGUGUGGACCGGCGUCUGUUUAACCUUCGUGUUCGGGGCAUUGCUUGAGUUUGCCUUAGUGAACUAUGCAUCCCGUUCAGGUUCGAAUAAAUCUAACAUGCAUAAGGAGAAUAUGAAAAAGAAGCGCCGAGAUCUGGAGCAGGCCUCCUUGGACGCCGCUUCAGAUCUGCUCGAUACAGAUAGCAAUGCAACGUUCGCAAUGGCAUCGCAAUAUCCACGCGGUGGCGGCCAACAGAAACCGCUAGUGCGCCAUCCCGGCGAUCCUAUGGCCCUCGAGAAGCGUCUCCAGUGCGAGGUGCAUAUGCAGGCACCCAAGCGACCCAAUUGCUGCAAGACCUGGCUAUCGAAAUUCCCCACAAGAUCGAAGAGAAUCGAUGUUAUAUCACGGAUCACCUUCCCGCUGGUCUUUGCCCUCUUCAACUUGGUCUACUGGAGCACAUAUCUCUUCAGGGAGGAGGAGGAUGAGUAAAUGCCGUUGCCAAUACUUAAAUUUAAAACAUAAAAAACUUAAAACUUAGAAAUGAACAGCAAAUGUAACCGAAACACAUGGGAAAUGAUUGUACUAACCUAUUCUUUCAAUUCUUUUUCCAUUCUUUCCACAAAUUUUGGUUCUCAUUUGGAUUCAUUUUCAUGCUCUUUUUGUGUUGCGUUUUGUGUUUUCCAAAUGAUUUGUUGAACCUCAAAUAAAAAGGACCUUCUAAGGACCGCCAACGGCUAUGUAGAAUCCAAACGAGAGAGAGAGAACGAGGGGCAUGCCCCCAAAGUACAGAAACAGAACAGAGUUAUAGGCAAGGCUUCAAGGCACUUCCAUUAAAGAUUAAAAUGAUAAUUCGAAUGAUGAUGAUUAACAAUUAGUUCUUAAGCUCAAUUGAUGAUUCAAAAGUGUGACUGCAUAGUAGUUAAUGUUAUUAAUAAUUAUAAAAAAAAACACACACACAACACACACACACGACACACACCUAAACAACAAUUGUUUGAGUUAGACUAGUUCAAAAUAAAUUUAAAAAACAAAUUCAAAAAUUACACAAAUUAUUUGUACUUAAAACGAAAUUUGAUAAGUUUAGCCCUAAAUCGUAAAUCCAAGGAUCAGCGGUCGAACCAUCGACCAUUUUUUGUACAUAUGAAUGAAUACGAAUAUAAGUUUUAAGCGAAACAACAACCAACAAAAAAUCUCUAGUUUAAAAACAAAUUCGAAUUGUAUAAAGAGCAUUGUGUAGAUAUUUACUAAGUUUAGUCGAUAAACCCGAAGCGGAAGCUAAGCGAAAAACUCUAGGUAAAAAUUCUAAUAAAAUUAUAUGUUCAUUCAUCGAAAAGAAGAUAUCGAAUAAAACAAUCGUAAGAAGAAAGUCCUCUGCAAAGCACUCACUAAAAAGAAAAAAAAACUAAAUCCCAAGAAGUAUGUUUAUUUUAAGGCCAAACAAAAAGAAAAUGGUUAAAAUGGUGGGUAUUUUUGCAUCCGUUUUCCUAGAACUCCUAGAAUUAUUCUUUAAAGCCUGCUUUCAAGUUUGAGCAUUUGUUAAAGUAGUUUUACAAUAUUUAAUACUAUGAAAACUAUUAUGGGAAUAUUCGUAAUCCUGAAUUCUUAUUUGAUUUAAACACUAGACUUUUAUUCAAUUUUCCCUUAUGUAUUCUGGGUCCAAACGGCUCCGUUUAGCUAUAGUUUAUUUCCCCGUUUUCCUUAAGUAGAGUUACUAAUAAAAAUAUAUAACAACUAAAACCAAUUAAACAGACAAUACAAAUACGUAAUCGAAUAUCGAAUCGGUUCGAUAACCGAUAUAUAGAGCCACCACCAUAUAGAAAGUUCUUUGCCAAUAAUCCAAAAAAUUUAGACCAAAUUUUUUUGGUUAUUUAAGUGCCUUUUUUCAUACGAAUAAACACUUCCAAGACAUCCUCUCCCUUCGACCUUCGAUGCACUUACAGCUUUAACUUUUAGCCAACAAAUAUACUAACAAAAGUACUAACUGAAUUCUACAUAGCAACAAUAAAAACAACAAAAAAAAAAGAAUCAGUAAAACACUUAAAAACUUUCAAAUAAAACAAACAUUUUUUGU
Drosophila obscura is the source of this 3128-nucleotide messenger RNA. RefSeq names its product glutamate-gated chloride channel (gene GluClalpha). The coding region runs from base 155 to 1546 and encodes 463 amino acids. Gene Ontology annotation, biological process: regulation of membrane potential; chloride transmembrane transport; signal transduction. The record is from RefSeq and is a predicted model, not a curated record. Gene Ontology annotation, molecular function: neurotransmitter receptor activity; extracellular ligand-gated monoatomic ion channel activity; chloride channel activity. Lineage: Eukaryota; Metazoa; Arthropoda; Insecta; Diptera; Drosophilidae. The transcript is spliced from 12 exons. Gene Ontology annotation, cellular component: synapse; neuron projection; membrane.